AUGGAGGGGCGCGGGCUGGACCGCAUCAGCGGCCUCCCGGACGACCUUCUGCAGGAGAUCCUCCUCCGCCUCCGCUCGCUCCCCGCCGCCGCGCGCACCAGCCUCCUCUCCCGUCGCUGGCGCCGCGUCUGGACCGGUCUCCCCGAGCUCGUCCUUGCCGGUUUCCACGCUCCGAGCACCUUCUUGCGCGCCGUGAACGGCACCCUCGCCGCCUACUCUGCCCCGACCGUCUCCGCCCUCACCAUCACCGUGCCCGAGGUCGAAGGUUUCCACGUCCCCUACUGCCCCACUGCCGCGUGGCUGCGCUUCGCCUCGCGUCGCGUCGCUGGCACGUUCUCUCUCACCCUCACCAAUUUCCCCUCUCCCGUCACUAUUAAUGCGCUCAAGCUGCCCCCGUGCGGGAGAGCGACGAGCAUCACGCUCUCCCUCGACUGGUUCACACUCAGACUCCGGCCGCUGGGUUCGUUCCCGGCGCUCACCGUCCUGACGAUACAGUGGGCCGUAGUGGACGCCCAGGAGCUCGGAGAACUCAUCUCCUCCAUGUGCCCGCGCCUCACGGACCUUACCCUGCGCGUCCAACCCCUCACCGACCGAGCCGUCUCCGUCUGCUCCACCUCUCUUAAGCGUCUCAAGUUCCAGCUCAACGAGUCCGCCUGCCCGCUCGAGGUCGUAGCCCCUGUGCUCGAAGUGUUUGUUCUGGGUUGCCCCUUCAUCGAAGCUCACAUCUCGGCCCCGAAGCUCGCCGAGGCUAACGUCCCGGGCCUUAACCGGUGCCACUUCGCGGACGAUGUGCCUCGCCGUCUCCGGCGGCUACAGACCACGCGAUACUACGGAGAUGGAACACCUCCCCUCAGUCCCCUCAAGAUGCGGCGGUUCGAUGCAGUCGACGAGCUGAGGCUGCGCGUCUGCAUUGAAGUGGAAGGAUACAGUAACUUCUUGGAUGAUCUGGACAAACUUCCAAUGUGUGAAACCUUGUCGGCAAACGUAACAGGGCGUCACUAUGGCUAUUUUCCAAGCAUGCCACUUCUCUUGAGGAUGCGCAACAGUUUAAGGAAGCUUGUGUUGGAGAUAUAUGAGAUGAAAAAUAUAUGCUUGUUGGAUUGUCCGUGUCGUUUGACGGCGAGUCACCAGGCGGAUAACAGUACCCUUGAUUCACUUGAAGAGAUAGAGAUCCGUUCAUUUAAGGGAACAGAUGACCAUGUGGAAUUCCUAAAGCUGCUUCUGUCCAAAUGCAGUCCAACAAAGCUGAUAAAUGUGGAAAUUAAUAUAUCUUACAUCUAUGAACCGUACCUUGAUCUACCUGCUCCAAUUGAGGAGGUGGUCGACAAGGUCCGCGCUAUUUGUCGUCCAAAUCUUAAAGUCAGAGUACAUAUCACUUCCAACAACGGGAUUUCAGAAAUAGUAUUGUGAGAACUGGAUACUAUAUAUGCAUGCCGAGUUGGGCCCAUAUUCAGAGUACAUUUGGCGUCAUGAACGUGCGUGGGUUUUAUUUCUGUAACCUAAAUCCUAGACAGUACAAGUUUUGAACUUUUGGUUAGUAAAUGUUUGCCUUAUAAGAUCUAUAGUGCUGAAUUUCAUA
Messenger RNA from Lolium rigidum, 1579 nucleotides. Its product is annotated as putative FBD-associated F-box protein At5g50270. NCBI's taxonomy places the organism in Eukaryota, Viridiplantae, Streptophyta, Magnoliopsida, Poales, Poaceae. Gene Ontology annotation, molecular function: protein binding. The transcript is spliced from 3 exons. Bases 1 to 1410 code for a protein of 469 amino acids. The record is from RefSeq and is a predicted model, not a curated record.